Molecule: messenger RNA, 3803 nt
Organism: Monosiga brevicollis MX1
Lineage: Eukaryota; Choanoflagellata; Craspedida; Salpingoecidae
Exons: 14
Coding region: 1-3678 (1225 amino acids)
Source: RefSeq, a predicted model, not a curated record
AUGCAGGAUCAACAAACAGCCAACCUCCAGCGCGCCGUUCAGACGCUUCAGCACGACCUGGCCCGGGAUGAAGCUUCUUCCCGAGAACAGUUGCAGCUGCUCACCAACGAAAUCCUUGAGGCUGACUAUGCCCGUCUUCAGCGGGUGCGCGCCGACAUGGGCCGGCUUACGAACCAGCGGAAGGCUGACAUUCGCCGUGCUUUGCAAGAUCUUCGAGACAUUGAGAAGGAGAGGGGGGUGCAGCUGCAGCGCCUGCUGCACCACCAUGUCAAGCUCAUUAGCUCGAUUGCGCAUCUCCUCCCCGCUGACAUUGAGGCAUGGGCGUUUGAGCACGCCUUGCGCAUCAACCAAGAACUCUUGAGCAAUCAACACGACCUCGCGGACCUGGAGGCUCGCUUCCUGGCCCAUGAGGUUCGACGCGAGUUUGCUCUGCAGCAUAAUUGGCAGCUCCUCGAGGCCGAUUGGCGCGCCCAGCACCAAGGUCGCAUUGCCGACCAGCUCAGCCUCGAAUGCACCAACCCAAAGCCACUCAGCGAGGGUGUCCCGGCCUGCAUCGACCGCCUCCGGCAGGAACAGACAGGCAUUUAUCACAAUCUCCUCAACGUUCUCAACAGGCUCAAUAGCCUUUCGGCUUCCGACGCCUCCCUGGCCUUGCGCGAGGCCCAGGAUGCGCUGGUCGAGUGCCACAAAACGGCCACUGACGACUUGGAACGCGUCCUCGAUCAGCUCGAUGACGAAUGCUUCGCUCGUCUUCAGGCAGCACAAACCCACAUGGUCGAGCAACACUAUGCCGUCGACAUGGAUGAAGCCGUCCAAGUUCUUGAAGGCGCUUGCAUGCCCCUCAUCCUCGAGCAGCAAGGCCGCGUUCGCGAUUGGGCGUCCGACGUGCAACAGCGCCUCAUUCGAACCCAGGGUGCCAUCACCACGCAAACACACAGCCUGCUCAAGAUUCUGGAGCGUCUCGAGGGUCUGCAGCGCCACACUGACAUUGACUUUCGGCAGGCCCAGGAGGACAUUCUCACCAACCUGCGUCAGCAAGCGGAUCAACUGGAGCAUGCCCGCGGCCCGCUUGAAGACACUCUGAACGACCACAUUGACCUUGUUCGUCAGGCGGGAUCCAACGAAGAACUUUUGCGUGCCCACUCCACCGUCACGAUUCUGCUCGAUAAGAUUGAAACUCUCAUUAUGGAUGCGGGCGUCAAGUCAGCCAAGACGCCCGCUCAAAUCGAGCUGCCGGUCAAACAAAUUCUGCAAGCGUAUCGAAACGAGGUGACCGCCACCCUCAAGCUCAGCCCGCUCCCACCUGGUGUACCACCCGCUGCCUUUAGCAAUGCCGUGGUCAUCGACGUGGGGGAUGAACGCUUUGAGCUCCUGUCCCGCCGCUGGGACAUUGCCGCUGAUCUGCGCAAGGAGGUAGACGCCAUCCCGGAUGCCCAGGGUCCCAGUGCCCGUCCUGUGGAGGUCACUCCCUUUUGGAUCAACCUCAACGCCAGCGUGGAUGGUGUUUGCCACCAGCUUCUACUCCCCGAAGAUGCAAUUGAAGAGAUUUGGCGCCAAGUUUGUCAAAUGUGGGUGGAGCGAGUUCAGGAUCGUUUCAAGUCCAUCAAUCAUCGCACCGAGCAGUACAUCUCGGAAAAGACUCGUGAGCUGGAGAUUGAAAACAAGAUGCACGUUGCCGUCCACGCUGCACGCCGUGAGCGAAUCGCUCAAGACGUGCGUAAUCUGCGCUCCGCCGAGCUGACGCUGCAUCAGCAGCACGUUGUGGCGCAUACGCAGAAUCUUGAGAGCGACUUGGACAAGGAGCGCGACCGAUUUUUGCAACAGCAGGCUGACUUAUCAGAUCAAGCUGAGCAAUUUGUGGCAUACACUCGCGCUGCUAUCGAUAAUCUGGCUCAACAGGGCAGCACGGGCCGUUUAGUUCUGCUUCACGGGGAUACGCGCCAAGCGCACGAGGACUACGUGCGCUCCGUGCGCACGGCGCUCAUCACUUAUCGCAAGUCUAUUGAUGAUCGCGUGCGCUUGUUUCGGGAGCGCAAUGCACACUUUCGAGCCUCCUUCCGCACUUUUACGGAGAAGGGUAAUUUCAGCGCCGCCGAAAUUAGCCAAUACAAGCUGGUCAUUGACCAGCUCUUCUCGAAGAUUGACGCACUAGAGGGAGUUGUUUUGGAGGAUUUAGAUGUCCUGGAGGGGCGCUACCUCGAGGCAGCUCAAGUUGCCAUUGAUGAGUUUUACUCCCUGUACAACGUGCACUCGCGCGAUGUCAAGCUCUUGGAUGAUACCAAGCGUAUCAUGAAUUCGUACAAGGUACGCGUGCAAUCGGAGAUCAACCACAGCAACGCACGACACCAAAAGCUGCUGGAGGAGGCGGAGGCGCUGCGCGAGCUCAGCCUGGAAGAUCCGCCUUCUGCUCGACUGUUGUUUGAGAAGACUCGAAUUGUUUCGUCACUCAUUCUGGAGCGUUCCAAGUAUCUCGACUGCAUUUUGCCGGGCGCUCCUCAUACCUCGAUCGGAGACCAUCGACCAUCGACGGCAACGAAGAAUACAGCCGGGCAAAAUUCUGGUCGAGUUUCUACAGGCCGUCACUCGGCUAUGCCCCCUCGAAGCUCGUCACGCAGCGCUGCCAAAGCGGGCAAACUGCCUCCUCGCGGCCCUCUCAACAACACGCUGCCGGUUGCCCUGCGUGGCAUGCGUCUCAUGGUCGAGGAAUGGCCGUCCUACCCAACGGGCACUUUUCUGUUCCACAUUACGCAACUUCGUACCGCCUGUCGCGAGGAUGUCUUGCAGGCAGCCACGCCCUACUAUGAGCGCGGCCAUGCCAAGCACACACUGCGACCAAACCAAAUCAAGGAAACCAUUCAAUCUUUUAUGGAUAAUAUUCAAAUGGACUUGAACAUGGUCAACAAGCGAGCAGCCGAGUUCCGCAUUGCCUCGGCGCAGGAGCUCAUCAAUGCCGUUGAGUCUGCCACUGCCGUCAUGUCGAGCGGUGCAGCAGCAAUCUUCGAAGGCAUCACCGUGGCGAAUUUGGACAACCAUCGCCGCUUGCUGCAAAACACAACAGCUGAACUCGAGCAAACGCUCGCCGAUCUUAGCCAGCGUUAUCAGCAAGUGGUGGUGCUGCUCAAGCCUGCGCUGAGCCACCCCAACCGUCGUGCCGAGCUGGAGCAGCUCAUUGCCGAGGAGAACGAUAUCAUUGAGCGCUGGACUGCCUUGAGUGCGAGCUUCCGGCAAGCCCUGACCGAGCAAGUGGACACAAGUGGGGCGGCGUACGUCCAUGAAAUGAACAGCAUGGUCAGCGGCAUGGUUGAGGUCUUGGAGUUGGCCUUGAUCCGGGAAGAGCUUUAUGUGCCUGGCAUGCCCCCUGAUUCAACCACUCCGCCACAGCUGGACGAGAGUCAGCGAGCGAUGGCUCGUGACAAGGGUCGCUUUCCACUCUUGGUGCUGGGCAUGGUUGUGCCAAGAUCUGGGCGCCGUGCUGCUUCGGGUCAUGGUGUCGGCAUGUUGAUCACCUGGCUUCACAAAAAGGCCAUGGCAGCUCGCAACGACAACACGGAAAAGGCAAAGCAAUACUUUCAGCAUGUCCUGGCGGCCCGUGAUGAGCGGGUUAAGCAGCUAGAGCAGACCAAGGACGAGCAGCAUGCAACCUUUGCCAAGCUACUCGAUGCUGUGCAGCAGCUAUAGCCACUUGGUAAAGCCCGUUUUGCGCCAAGUUUGAAAAGCAGUAUCCUCUAAAGGCCAGGCCUUGAGCUGGAAUCUGUCGCCUUGGCAUUGAGUUUAGGAAGCAAAUCAAAGUCUAAGAAAUUGCC